Molecule: messenger RNA, 805 nt
Organism: Culex pipiens pallens (northern house mosquito)
Lineage: Eukaryota; Metazoa; Arthropoda; Insecta; Diptera; Culicidae
Exons: 3
Coding region: 274-672 (132 amino acids)
Source: RefSeq, a predicted model, not a curated record
AGUGGACCAAUUCAUUCGGAGUGGAGUGAUGUUGGCAAGCACCUUUGGAGAUUCCGGAGCCGGUCCCUGCGCGAUGUUAACUGUGUUUUUUUCACGCCCGCAUUAGUUUAUCGCUACCGUCGUUCCGGUUCCGCAGCCGCCGCCACCCGUCACUUCUGGAAGAGAAUCCAGAUCCGUUGGCUGGCUGCUGUUGGCGCAAGCCGAGUCAUUCAGGGACGUGAGGGAACUAACGUUAGGCGAGGAAGAGAUUGAGAUUGGUUGUGCCAGGUGCAAAUGGAAUCCCCCCCUCCAGUGUGGCCUGGCAAUCAGCGGCAUCCCCACAGCGUACCUCCAGCAGCACCAACAGUGACGCAUUUGCUCUCUAUUCGUUUCCUUCACGGCCACGGCGGUGCCUUCCGGAUGUGCAACUCGGAGAUCGACAGCAAGAUAAAGAAUGAUCAAAAGCAGGAGGAGGCACAACAGCACCAUCAUGCCAACCACCGGCCGCAUUUGGUUCCGUGGCACAAGAGAGCCCGUGCGUCGGCAACUCAGAACUCGGCCCCUGUGUACUUCCGGAUGAACACACCGCUCGGAUCGGCUCUGAAUGGUCCCAGGCGAUGGCACAGGAAGCCGCGGUUAUGUGGUUGGCUCAUCACGCUGCUGCUUGACUCUGAGCAGUUCCUUCUAAUAUGAGAUUACACAGGUUGGUCUCGAGAGUUUAGCCUCGCCUAUUCGGAUUAAACCAACCGCUGCUCAAGUCCCCAGCCGAUUUCAUCUCCAGGUGCGAAAUGGCGUAGGUUUCCUGCGGAGUUGCUGCUGCGGCUGC